Messenger RNA from Euleptes europaea (tarantolino), 1449 nucleotides. RefSeq names its product retroviral integration site protein Fli-1 homolog. NCBI's taxonomy places the organism in Eukaryota, Metazoa, Chordata, Lepidosauria, Squamata, Sphaerodactylidae. Gene Ontology annotation, biological process: cell differentiation; regulation of transcription by RNA polymerase II. The transcript is spliced from 9 exons. Bases 97 to 1449 code for a protein of 450 amino acids. The record is from RefSeq and is a predicted model, not a curated record. Gene Ontology annotation, molecular function: DNA-binding transcription factor activity, RNA polymerase II-specific; sequence-specific DNA binding. Gene Ontology annotation, cellular component: nucleus.
GUUCAUCCGGCCCCCGUGCAAGAACAGCCCCUGCCAAUGCAACUGUGCUGGCUGCCCAUGGAGUUCUAGGCGGGAAGCAGCAGGUAGAGGCGUGCCAUGGAUUGCCCCAUCAAGGAGGCGCUGUCGGUGGUAAGCGAGGACCAGUCGAUAUUUGACCCAUCCUUCGGCGCCCCACAGCUCUUGAAGACAGAGCUGCCCUCAGUGGACGACUACGGCGGCAAAGAAGGUCUCGGCUUGGAGGACCCUCAGUGGUCAACCCCGAACAACAGAGGCCAUGUGGUCAAGCAGGAGAAUGAGCAGGUCAACUGCUCCAGCAGGCAGUCGCCUGUCGACUGUAGCGUCACCCGGAGGAACAAAGCAGGAGGUGCCGUGGACCCUUCUGAGAUAUCGUACCCCGGUGGCUACAACAACCCGCGCAACAGCCCCCCAGCCAACGCCCCCAGCGAGGAGAAAAGGGUCAUCGUCCCCGCAGACCCCGGCGUCUGGACCCACGAGCACGUCCGCCAGUGGCUAGACUGGGCCGUGAAGGAGUACAGCCUGCUGGACGUGGACCAUGCCCUCUUCCACCACGUGGACGGCAAGGAGCUGUGCAAGCUGGGGAAGGAAGGCUUCCUGCGGCUCACCACGCCGUACAACGCGGACAUCUUGCUGUCUCACCUGUCGUACCUACGCCAGAGCAGCCCCACCUUUACAUAUCCAUCAUCGCCGGUAAUCACCCAACAGCCACCCCCACCGCCACCGAGGGCACAAGUCAAAACCGAGUCUCCCUACGAGGAAAUCCGGCGGAGCAGCUGGAGCGGAGGCCCAAUCAGCACCACUCCUAAAGGCUCCCCGUCACAGAUCCCGAACGUGGGCCGGACUCCGGAUUCGACACGCGUCGCGCCAGAUCCAUACCAGGUCCUGGGACCCACCAGCAGCCGCUUGGCCAACCCAGGCAGCGGGCAGAUCCAGCUGUGGCAGUUCCUCCUGGAGCUGCUGUCGGACAGCAACAACGCCAACUGCAUCACCUGGGAAGGGACCAAUGGCGAGUUUAAGAUGACGGACCCCGACGAGGUGGCGCGGAGGUGGGGCGAGCGCAAGAGCAAGCCCAACAUGAACUACGACAAGCUGAGCCGGGCCCUGCGCUACUACUACGACAAGAGCAUCAUGACCAAGGUGCACGGCAAGCGGUACGCCUACAAGUUCGACUUCCAGGGCAUCAACCAGGCCCAGCAGGGGCAGCCGGGGGAGCCCCCCCUGUACAAGUACCACCCCACGGACCUGCCCUACCUGCCCUCUUACCACCAGCAGAAAGUGAGCUUCAACCUCGGCCACGCCGGGCAGAUGCCCGCCUCCUCCGCCGGCUUUUUCGGGGCGCCCUCCCCUUACUGGAAUUCCGGCAGCGGGAACCUGUACCCGAACCCCCCUGUGCCCAGGCAGGCCGGCAACCACCUGAGCUCUUUCUAUUAG